This is a messenger RNA of Anguilla rostrata (American eel), 633 nucleotides long. RefSeq lists its product as uncharacterized. The coding region runs from base 114 to 632 and encodes 172 amino acids. The record is from RefSeq and is a predicted model, not a curated record. The transcript has 4 exons. NCBI's taxonomy places the organism in Eukaryota, Metazoa, Chordata, Actinopteri, Anguilliformes, Anguillidae.
AACCGGCUGACGGAGGCCAUCCUAGGAAGCAUCGUGUAUUCCUUCCAAACGAAGUUCCCCGUCUCACGUUACAGCACUGCCUUGGUCGCCAGCUCUGAACUCCGGACUUGACAAUGUGCCUCACUGUAAAACGACAAGGAAUUAUGGUAAAUACCCCGCCUUCCCCUGCACCAGCGUUUUUCCGGAUCAGUGACCGGGACCUGACUGAAGUUGAACUACAUUCCGUAGACUCUAUCAAUGACUUGCACCGCACCCACUCACAGCAACUCCAUAAAGGCAGCAGACAGCUCCACCCCCAGGGUCCCCCCACUAAUGGCAACCUUCAAGUCUACAACAUGCCGGUCAUUUGUCAGACAGGGUAUUCAAGGAGACGAAGGUGGUACAAAUGGCUCUGUCGUUGCUGCAAAUCCACAGCGUGUCGAUACACAUGGGGGUGUGUGGUAGUCAGCCUGAUGUUGAUGACACUUUUUGUGAUCUUCUUUUUCUUAAUCCAGCAGGACAGUGCUCUGAGAAUGCUUUCCCAGGUGGUGCAGGACAGGCAAGCCACGUCCCUAGAGAUUUCCCAGCUUAUUCAGGAGUUGCAGGAGCUGCGAAGAAACCUGACGGCCAUCAAAGGGAAUCAGGAACAUUAAC